Grus americana (Whooping crane) is the source of this 3366-nucleotide messenger RNA. RefSeq names its product nucleolar complex associated 4 homolog (gene NOC4L). The transcript is spliced from 15 exons. The record is from RefSeq and is a predicted model, not a curated record. Gene Ontology annotation, cellular component: small-subunit processome; Noc4p-Nop14p complex; nucleolus. Bases 37 to 1569 code for a protein of 510 amino acids. Gene Ontology annotation, biological process: ribosome biogenesis. NCBI's taxonomy places the organism in Eukaryota, Metazoa, Chordata, Aves, Gruiformes, Gruidae.
GCUCCUCCUCCCGCCGCACGCCCUUCCGCCGGCAGCAUGGCGCGGGCCGCCGCGCUCGCCUCCUGCCUGGAAGCCGUGCUGGGGAGCCGCCGCAAUGCCAACCGCGUCUUCGAGAUCCUGGAGCUGCUGGCGGGCCAGGAGGAAAAGGAGGACAUCCUCUGCGCCGUCAGGACCUGCAGCCGGCUCUUCGGGGCGCUGCUGGAGCGGAGGGAGCUGUUCGUGGGCCAGCUGCCCGCCGAAGAGGCCUCUCUCGCCGAUAACUACAGCGCUGAGGACAAAUACAAGAUGUGGAUGAGGCACCGCUACAAUGACUGCGUGGAUUGCUUGGCGGAGCUGAUGGGCCACGAUGCCUUCCAGGUCAAGGAAUUGUCCCUCUGCACUCUCAUGAAGUUUGUUGAGUUGGAGGCACAACAUCCAUUGAUCAAAGUAGAGUGGAAGGGGAGUUUAACUUUUCCUCGUGAACUUCUUAAGGUAGUUGUUGAUGGCUUACUUCCCUUAAACGAGGAUGCUUCACUCUUGAUCUCUCGCUUUCAAGAGUACAUGGAGUAUGAUGACAUUCGGUACUUUGUCAUAAAGGCAGUCACUGAGAGUAUUGGACAAGUCAUGCAGAAGACAAAAGAGAGGCCACUACCAUUUUACCAGCAGAACGUAUUUUCCCUCAUUUCGCCCAUUAACAUGCCGAACAAAGAGAGUGACAUGGUCAAAUUUAUGGUGAAGCAAGAUAACUGGGAGGAAUUGAAAGUGUCGAAGCUGCAGGCACACAAGCAGGCGUUUGAAAAAAUGUGGCUCAGUUUUUUGAAGCACAAGCUACCCACUGGCCUUUACAAAAAAGUUCUUGUCAUUCUGCAUGACUCCAUCCUGCCUUACAUGAAUGAGCCCACUCUCAUGAUAGACUUCUUGACAGUGGCCUAUGGCAUAGGAGGAGCAAUCAGUCUUCUAGCCUUAAAUGGAUUAUUUAUUCUGAUUCAUCAGCAUAAUCUGGAAUAUCCUGACUUUUAUAAAAAGCUGUACAGUCUUUUAGACCCUUCUAUAUAUCAUGUGAAGUACCGAGCCCGCUUUUUCCAUUUGGCUGAUCUGUUUUUGUCUUCAUCUCACCUGCCAGCGUACCUGGUGGCAGCGUUUAUAAAGCGCCUCUCCCGGCUGGCCCUCACUGCUCCUCCCGAGGCUCUACUCAUGGUCAUUCCCUUCAUCUGCAAUCUCUUUCGGAGGCACCCGGCGUGCAAAGUGCUAGUACACAGACCUAAUGGGCCAGAAGGUAUGUCAGAAGAUCCAUAUAUUAUGGAGGAGGAGGAGCCAUCUGAAAGCAGGGCUUUGGAGAGCUCACUCUGGGAGAUUCAGUCUCUACAAAACCAUUAUCACCCAGAUGUGGCCAAGGCAGCUGCUGUCCUGAACCAGUCGCUGUCUGAAAUGGAGGAUGACAUAUCAGGGCUCCUGGAGCUCUCAGCGUAUGAGCUUUUUGAUAAAGAAGUAAAGAAAAAGGCAGUUGAUGUGCCCUUGGAGUUUGAGCAAGUACGAGGUUUGUUUGGGAAGAAAAAUGAUGUUUUUGCAGAGCACUUCACUUUAGAUUGACGUGAUCUCUUAUAAACACAUAUGCACAACUGACUGAUCAUAGGGACGUGCACAAAGCUCACGCAUUGUGCUCAGCAAUUCUGCCUUUGAAGUAUCUCCAUGUAAUGAGAGCUGGACUGCUUGAGAAGAGCGCGGCCUUCUUCAGUGACCUUUGCCACUACCCAUGGAUGGACUUUCCUUUGUUGCUUCUUGUUUCUUACACUCGCAUGUUGCUGCCUGAUAUUUGGGAGGGAUUUUCCAUCAGAGCAAAUUUUUCUGGACUUGGUCAUUGCUGGUUUCCAGCCCUUUUCUCCAAAUCUCCUGGUGCUGGCUGUGAUUGGCGACUGCAUUGACAAACCAUCUUGCUGCCAUUCAAUGGGACCGAUGGGGAGUGCGGUCUCUGACUACUGUUCUUAUUUUUCAGAUGCGUUACUUUCAUACUAGAGCUGAUAACCUGUUUGUAGAAGUGACUUCAAUACAUAGCUGUAAACACAUGAUGAUAUUCUAAUUAUAUUUUUAUAUAUACUUUUGAACUUACAUCUUCAGAGGGAUGUUUAGCUUGUAAGUACUCGUCUUAACACUCUCGUGUUUGAGGCAUUGAAAACUCAGGUUUGUCAAAAACAGCUCAUAGAUGAUGCGCAGUAAUUCCAUCUGUGAAGUCUUGCUGAUGUUCCUUCAUGUACAUCCAUCUCAUGUACAGGUUGCUUAAAUCAAAAUGCUCAUGGGCUUUGGAAAUGAGCAUAAUCCUGGUGACUGCCGUAGCUAGGGAGGCCAACUGAUGUGCAGUGGGAGGCAUGUCUAAUCCUUGAUUUUUGCUUCAGAAUGAUAAGCAGCUUAAUGUAGCUUUGCUUGCAGCCUGCAAGCGUUGUAGGAGCUCUGGCCGGUGUGUAUCCAGGUGCUGAUCAAGUUUUAACUAGUCCACUGAUACUAGAUGGUUUUGUUAAUUCAGUUUUUCCAUAUAGUUCCAGAAGUCAUGCAGAAAUUCUGUCUGGUAGGUUUUGUUUGUUUGUUUUUGUCCCCCCUGUCCAUCCCAUUCCCCCCUCCCCCCCAAAAAAAAACUUUUAAGAGAUCAACAGGUUUUGAGAUCAACUCCUUAUUAAGAACACAGAUAAACUCACUCAGGACUCUUCUUUCAUAAUCAUUUUCAACAGCUUAUUUUCUCAUUAGACUUUUUAACUCUGCGUGCAUACUUUGCAAUCAUAUUUUGUGGAGGAGAAAAAUACAGUCAAGAAAGCGGAGGCCAAGAAUUCUAAUUUCUGGCAGACAAGUCUGUUUAAGUCAAGGAAAACUGCAGCUGUCUUGGAGACACAGUGUUAUGUUUUCUUCAUCCAAUUUUCUUCAUGCUUUCCAAACAAUGGACAUGUCCUCAGAGUAUAGAGCUCUACCUUUUUUUUUCCUGAUGCUUUUGAAUUCAGGUGGGGUGUUUUUCAGGAUUCAAAUUUUUUACUUAAAAGUCAAGUCUCACUCUUUGUUCUCUGGUGAAAAAGUAAUCCCGUUUCCUCCCUGGCCAGCCUACUUUUCGUUUUUGCUUUGACUUCUGGUAUCUGUGGUAGGAAGGCAGAAUGGCUGAGAUGAUAACUUGGAACUUGAGAGACCUCAGCUCAGGUUCAUUCAAGCCUUGUAUUUCAGCUCUAAAACGUAUUUCCCUAUAUCAUCUGUGUGUUGUGUGUAUGUGCUUGGUAAAUAUUUUGAAGUGCUCUGAUGCUGUAGUAAUGAAGACCACAUAGCUACCUUUGAAAGAAGUAUGUAAGUGUAUCAUCUCUCAGAUGAAACGAAUGAAUCUAUUGAAUAUUGAAAUGAACAAAUAUUUAUAUUGAA